Molecule: messenger RNA, 489 nt
Organism: Spodoptera littoralis (African cotton leafworm)
Lineage: Eukaryota; Metazoa; Arthropoda; Insecta; Lepidoptera; Noctuidae
Source: the annotation of a GenBank genome assembly
AUGGCCCGGUACGGAUUCACCGCAUUAUCCCUAGCAGUUUUGCUGGCUUUAUUCGAAAUCGGAUCCUGUCUGAGAUGUUACCAAUGUAACUCUGAACAAGACCCAGCUUGCGGUGACCCCUUCAAGGGCUCAAAGCAUGUAGUGGACUGCAUGUCUCAAGACUCGAUAAACUACAACACCCUCUACCUGCGCAGUAUCCUCCCUGCUGAAGUCUUCAGCAGUGUGGUUGGAGCACCCAGAUAUUGCCACAAGAUUGUGAUGCAAACCGGUGCCGUUGUCCGUACAUGCUUGGAUGCUAACCCAGCCGACAUCAACCACACUUGUCGCUCCAUGGAGAGCUCCAAGAUGAACACUGCUGACCCCAGCAAGAAGAUCAAGUACUGCAGCGUGUGUGACAAGGAUACCUGCAAUGCAGCCACAUCUAUGUCCUUCUCCCUCCCACUCGCCACUCUAGCUCUCAUCGCUACAUAUUUGUUCUGCAAGCAAUAA